AUGGGCGACCCACUUAUAAGUCGAGUCCUACAAGCGUGCUGUUUACUGUUCGCCGUCUUUCAAGCAGUCCACGCUGCUCAACGCGAUUCACCGCUCUCAACCGACCAUGGCGACAACGUGACUCGUCGCAUGGCCCUGGUGGGUCGACUACCUCGUUCGGCAGCUCCCCUAGCCGCGCCUCUAGGCUCGGGCUCCUGGUCCGUCAAGGGCAACCAGUUCGUUGACGCGUACGGCCGCGUGGUGCGCUUCUCGGGGCUGAUGUGGUCGGGAUUCGAGUCCGACGUGGCGGUUGUGCAGGGGCUGUGGGCGCGCAGCUACCAGUCGCAUCUCGACCAGAUGCGCAAGCUCGGAUUCAACGCCAUCCGCCUGCCCUUCGCGGGAGACGCGCUCGAGCCCAGCUGCUCCCCCAAGAGCAUCGACUACGGCAAGAACCCCGAUCUGCAGGGACUCAAUUCGCUCCAAGUGAUGGAUAAGAUCAUUGCGGCGGCGGGCCAGCGAGGCAUGAAGAUUAUCUUGGAUUACCACCAACACCACCUGCUGCUGAAUCUUCCCACGGAGGGCCUGUGGUAUGACCCCACCACGCCCCCGAGGAAGUGGCUGCAGCGAUGGAUCAUGCUCGCGAAACGGUACCGUGGUAACCCGACGGUCAUCGGCGCGGAUCUGCUGAACGAGCCGCACUUCAAUGGGAACACCGCUCCGUUCCCCUCGCCGUACUGGGACGUUGAGGGCAAAUACGAGAAUCCGCCGCUCAACUUCCGCACCGCCACCAAGAUUGUGGCGGCGGCGAUUCAGCGCGUGAAUCCGGACUGGAUCAUCUUCCUGGAGGGCAUGCACAACGACUACUGGUGGGGCGGCAACUGCCGCGUGCUCAUGAACGCGCCGCUAAAGCUCACCGUGCCCAACAAGCUCGCAUACACCGCUCACGAGUACGGCCCCUUCGUCUACUUCCAAAAGUUCUUCAAUAAGUCCGUCACGCCUGACUUUCCGAAGAAUCUUCCCAAGCUGUACAACCACCACUGGGGUUUCAUUCAAAAGAAGGGGUACGCGCCGGUGUGGGUGGGUGAGUUUGGGUCGAAGCUGCCGCCUCCGGAUUCGGAGCUGAACCGGGUGGAGCGGACGGUGUUCUUCACGCUCAUCAAGUACAUGAAGGCGCUCAAGGUGUCGUGGACGUUCGCGUUCUGGGGCCCGCUUAGCAAGGACACUGGGGGGAUUCUUAACGACGACUGGUUCACUCUCUUAUUGUCGGCGAUGGAGGUUGGCCCUCGAGUUGGAGCCAGGCACAUGCCGGCGAGCAAGCCCACGCUGCUCCUGGAUCUGCGCCUCACCAACGCGUCGAACGACAUGCAACCGACGCGCUGCUACAAUUCUUCGUGGCACGACGUCAUGUCCUUGGGCGAGGCGACGCGGGGAGGCGACCCGCUGCGCGCGGACGCGGCGGAGAAGAGUGCUGCACCGUACAGCGGGGGUUUGACGUUUGACUCGCCUUACACGAGAGGAGCUCGCGGGGAAAGUCGGCAAGCGUGGCUGGAGAUCGAGGAGGAGUGGAACGAGGAAGACGAGGACGAGGAGGGCGAGGAUGUGGCGAUGCUGGACGUCGACGCGUUUCUCGGGCGGCGGUUGACGCGCGAGCCGAGCUUCAGCAUCGAGGACGCGGCUCUGUACGGCCUGCCCGAGGAAGUGGCGACUCCGCGUCCCGCGUCAGCGCGAUUCACGGCGAGCGACAGCGAAGCAGCGGCGCUGCGGCUCGCGGUGAUGGAAGCCGAGGUCAACAUUGUCAUGGAGACGAACCGCCUCGUGUCCGCCAUCAAAUGCCAGCUCACCUCCCCCUGCUCCACCAUCCCGCCCCGCUCCCCCUCCGCCACGGGUAUCACCUCCCCCUCUCCCCCCCGCACCUCCUGGGACUUCCGCUCCUUCUCCUCCCCUGCCUCCACCCCCUCCUCCGCCUCCGCCUCUGCCCACUCCGCCCUCUCCCCCUGGCGCAGGAAAACCCCCUCAGUGUCCCCCACUGCUGGGUGGGCCUCACAGGGUUUGAGUCGCAUAGCAGCGGGGCGGCUGCAUAAGGAGCUGGCGGAGUGGCAGCGCAACCCGCCCCACGGAUUCGUGUACCACCCCAGCGACAAUUUGCAGAGAUGGAGCAUAGACGUGCAUGGGGCAGCGGGCACCCUGUGCGCGUCUCACCGCCCUUCGUUGCUCGCUGCGUCCAAUCCCCAGCGUCCUUAG
Messenger RNA from Closterium sp. Naga37s-1, 2220 nucleotides. The record is from the annotation of a GenBank genome assembly. Lineage: Eukaryota; Viridiplantae; Streptophyta; Zygnematophyceae; Desmidiales; Closteriaceae.